UCAGCGUUCUAUCGACUCAUCGAUAGCUGUGAGAAGGAACGUGUUGCGACAACUUAUUGUUAAUCAUUUAGUAGCUGCCUCGUUGUGAAAUUAAGAAAAAUUAGAUUAGAGCGCCAAUAAUAACAGUUGAGAGUUAAAAUGUCACAAUUCACGUGCAUUAACUGCGAUGCACGCUUCGCCAACGCGCAAAUACAGAGAGACCACUACAAGACCGACUGGCACCGUUACAAUCUGAAAAGGCGUGUGGCGCAGUUGCCACCAGUUACUGCCGAGGAGUUCCAGCAGCGUGUGCUGAGCGCGCGCAGCGCCACAGAGACGGCCAUCGAGGAGCAACAGAUGAGCAUCUAUUGCACCGCGUGUCGCAAACAAUUUGGCACACAAAAGGCCCACGACAAUCACCUCAACAGCAAGAAACACAAGGAGGCUCUCAUCCGCUUCGAGCAGCAGCUGAAGCAACAAUCAGAAUCACAAUCGGAAACUGAAACUGCCGUUUGCAUAAGGAGCAUUGUGGAGCCACGUCCACAUCCAGCUUUGGCGGCAGCUGCCUCCGGCAAGGGACGUCUGGCAUUCGCCGAGCGAGCGAUGCAAAUAGAUGCAGAUGAAGCGAUCGGCGAUGACGAUGACUUUGAGGAUAUCGAGGAAGAGGAGAUUGACUCAGAUGAAUGGGACAAAAUUGCAGAGAAUCCGCUGACCGAACGCGAUUGCCUAUUCUGCACCCAGCAAAGCGACGAUCUUGUAGAGAAUCUGAAGCACAUGUCACUCACACAUUCGUUCUUCAUACCGGACACCGACUACUGUACCGAUAUCGAAGGCCUGCUCUACUAUCUGGGCGAAAAGGUGGCCAAUUAUUUCAUCUGCCUGUGGUGCAAUGAUCGCGGCAAGACCUUCUAUUCCCUGGAUGCGGUGCGCAAGCACAUGGUGGACAAGGGCCACUGCCAGAUGCUACACGAGGGCGUCGCCCUGGCCGAAUAUGCCGAAUACUACGAUUACAGUGCCAGUUAUCCAGAUAAUAAAGAGGGCAUGGACAUUGAUGAGGAGAUUGUACCCGAUUUGCUGGAUGGUGACGAGUACCAGCUGGUGUUGCCAUCGGGCGCAGUGAUUGGCCACCGUUCGCUGUUGCGCUACUACAAACAGCGGCUGCAUCCGGAACGCGCUGUGGCACUUAAGAAAUCCGAUCGCAAGCUGCAUCGUGUGCUGAGCGAGUAUCGCGCUCUCGGCUGGACGCAGACACAACAGCAGGCGGCGGCGCGGAAGGCGCGUGACAUUCAUUUGAUGAAGCGCGUCCAGUCCAAGUGGCAGAUGCAGCUGGGCACCAAGGCCAACAAGCUGCAGAAACAUUAUCGCGCACAGGUGCUUAUUUAAGCAGCUCACUGCAAACAAACGAAAAACAGAAACAAAAAUCUUUUUUUUUCUCGCUUAAAUUAAGCAAAAAAUUGUUUUCAUUUAAAAUUACUGCGUUUUCUCUUCAAAUAAAAUUACAUAAUUUAAAUUAAAAAUUAAAUAAAA
Messenger RNA from Drosophila grimshawi, 1506 nucleotides. RefSeq names its product zinc finger protein 622. Gene Ontology annotation, biological process: ribosomal large subunit biogenesis. The transcript has 3 exons. Bases 139 to 1362 code for a protein of 407 amino acids. Lineage: Eukaryota; Metazoa; Arthropoda; Insecta; Diptera; Drosophilidae. Gene Ontology annotation, cellular component: preribosome, large subunit precursor. The record is from RefSeq and is a predicted model, not a curated record. Gene Ontology annotation, molecular function: zinc ion binding; nucleic acid binding.